AUGGAGCGCUUCCAUCGUGCCGGCCGGAACGAAGUAACUUGCAACAGCUGGGCAAAUUUAUUGGCAGCCGAAGACAAAAUGGAAAUGUUUUACAUGGCAAGAGAAGCUGUAGUCAAAUAUAUGGGAAUGACGAUGGAAAACAUGGGCGAACUGGCGGAUCAACAAAUCAACGAGUCGUCGUCUGUGGCAGCCUCAGGAGGCGGAGGCGGAGUGAGUCCCCACGAUCUGUCGCCGACGAACCUGGCAGCAGCAGGCCGUUGUUCCUCGUCGUCGUCGGAGGCGAUCCCGGUGGUCAGUGUGAGCACCAUGAUGGACAGUAGCGAGUUCCGCUCCCAGAUGGGCGAGGCGGCCACCUACCAGACCCUAAACGGGCGCAUGAGCCCCGGCUACAGCCCCAACAACAGUUACGCCACCCUCACACCGCUGCAGCCCCUGCCGCCCAUCUCAACAGUGUCGGAUAAGUUCACCACAGCACACCACCACCAUCACGGCGUGCCGCCCGUCACCCCGACCUCCAACAACGUCAGCGGCAGUUUUACCCUCAUGCAAAACAACGGUCUCGGACUGGACAUGAACUACCGUUACGACAAACUGACCAGCAUGGGCAUGAGCCCCAUGUCCAGCAUGAUGGCUGCAGCUGCGGCCACUAAUGGCUACCAACAGGGUCUGUCGUCGCCUUACGGCUACGGACAAAAUAACGGACUGCAUUCGCCGAAACCCGAGCCCAAGAUGGUGUCUCCUAACUAUGAGUACCGAAGCAGCCUGGGAGUUGGUGGGCCUCCAGGGCCGAGUGCUUCUUCGAGACUGCCGUCUCCUAGUGCUAUGAUGGCCACAUCCAGCGGUUCGUCCCUGAACGGACUUCAGACAUCGGCCACCAGCGCCUCGUCCCCUCACAGCCAUCACAGCAUGAGCCCCCCACAACGGGAACGGCCGUCCAGCUCGUCUGAAUCCCAACAAUCGGCUGCCUCCAAUAAUAAAGAGGUGGAAGAAAUUAACACGAAGGAGUUAGCACAGAAGAUCAGCAGUGAGCUGAAAAGGUACAGUAUCCCACAGGCGGUUUUCGCCCAGAGAGUGCUGUGCCGAAGCCAGGGUACCCUCAGUGAUCUUUUGAGGAACCCUAAGCCAUGGAGCAAACUUAAGUCCGGACGGGAAACUUUUCGACGGAUGUGGAAAUGGUUACAAGAACCAGAAUUUCAGAGGAUGUCGGCGCUAAGACUGGCAGGUAAGCAAUCGAAACACUUCUUUAUACUUUUUUCUCUCUUCUCUAAUAAUUAA
Molecule: messenger RNA, 1275 nt
Organism: Acanthosepion pharaonis
Lineage: Eukaryota; Metazoa; Mollusca; Cephalopoda; Sepiida; Sepiidae
Source: the annotation of a GenBank genome assembly